Molecule: messenger RNA, 693 nt
Organism: Mesorhabditis belari
Lineage: Eukaryota; Metazoa; Nematoda; Chromadorea; Rhabditida; Rhabditidae
Source: the annotation of a GenBank genome assembly
AUGCACUCGGUGACGAUUCCCGGCUCGCUCGUCAACAAGGCGAAGAAGCACUUCUUGGGGAUGCCGGCACCAAUGGGCUAUGUUCCCGGAGUGGGUAGAGGUGCCACCGGUUUUACGACCCGAUCUGAUAUCGGUCCGGCUCGAGAAGCGGUGCCCGGCGAGGGUGAAGCGACCGUCGGGCCCGCUGGCCCACCACCAGCCAAACAGGGAAAGGAAGAACGAGACGAGGCUGAGGAUCUAAAUGACGCGAACUACGAUGAAUUUGAGGGAUACUCGGGCUCGUUGUUCUCUCGAAUGGACCCAUACGAUAAAGAUGACGAAGAAGCCGACGAAAUCUACCACCAAGUCGACAUGCGACAAGACGAAAAGCGAAAGGACUAUCGCGAGAAGAAAUACGCGGAGGCGAUCGCCAAAUUUCGUAUGGAACGCCCAAAGAUUCAGCAAGAGUUCUCCGAUCUUAAGCGGCAACUGGCUGAUGUCACAGAAGAAGAAUGGUCCGCGAUUCCAGAAGUCGGUGAUGCGAGAAACAAAGCAAAGCGCAAUCCCCGUGCCGAGCGCUUCACUCCCGUGCCCGACUCUGUCCUUCAGAAUGCAAUGAACAUCGGAGCGUCGUCGAACGUUUUAGACGAUCGAUACUUGCUGCGACGAAGGGGCACCGCCAGAGGCCGAGUUGCCAAUGCUGAUGGAGCUGGC